UAUAUACUACCCACAUUAUCAACACACACACACACAGAUGGAGAGCAUGAAAGGAGAAGUGGUGCUCAACAUCCCCGCCCAGAAGGCAUGGGAAAUGUACAGAGACGAUGAGAUCAUCAGCAAGAUAAACCCAAAUAUGCUUGCCCGGGCUGAAUACAUCGAGGGAGAUGGCAGCCCUGGGAGCUUGAGGGUCUUCAAGCUUGGCCCUGCUGUGCAAGGUUAUGUGAGAGAAUCCACUGAGAAGAUUGAGAAGGUGGAGGCAGGGCGGUCCAUAACUUACAGCGUGAUUGGAGGAGAGCUAAGGAACAUGUAUGAUCCUUACAAGGCCACCUUCUCAUUUAUCCCUCUACGCGGACAAGAAGGAGAGAAGUGUAUCGCCGAGUGGAAGGCCGAAUUCAAGCCGCUCUCUCCGUCCAUACCUCCACCGGAGAAAGCCAAGGAUGCUGCACUGGGAUUCCUCAAGCACUUCGACAAAUUCCAGCUGUGCCGCUGAAUACAAGUUUGGCAUGCCACAGAGGGGAUUAUGUUCUCCAGUAGUCAUCAGAAAGAGUCCGAAUAUAUUCUGCAUGCAUAUGUGCCAAAAAAAUUUAAUAAAAAUUGCAUGCUUGCAGCACAUGCUUAAUCCAUAUCAAUAAAUGAAGUUGGGGAUUAACUAGUUCA
Molecule: messenger RNA, 660 nt
Organism: Nelumbo nucifera (sacred lotus)
Lineage: Eukaryota; Viridiplantae; Streptophyta; Magnoliopsida; Proteales; Nelumbonaceae
Product: MLP-like protein 423
Biological process (GO): defense response
Source: RefSeq, a predicted model, not a curated record